Messenger RNA from Scatophagus argus, 2010 nucleotides. RefSeq names its product cell division cycle 20 homolog (gene cdc20). Gene Ontology annotation, cellular component: anaphase-promoting complex. The transcript has 11 exons. Gene Ontology annotation, biological process: positive regulation of anaphase-promoting complex-dependent catabolic process; anaphase-promoting complex-dependent catabolic process; positive regulation of ubiquitin protein ligase activity. Bases 183 to 1688 code for a protein of 501 amino acids. The record is from RefSeq and is a predicted model, not a curated record. Gene Ontology annotation, molecular function: ubiquitin ligase activator activity; protein binding; anaphase-promoting complex binding. Lineage: Eukaryota; Metazoa; Chordata; Actinopteri; Scatophagidae.
AUACCUUGGAGAUAACGGCAACUCCUUGAAUGAACCAAUCGCAGGAGCGCUUUCUGGCAUUUAAACCGCGUGGCGUCAUCGUCAUCAAAUUCAAAAUUUAGAUAGAGACGAAAGAGAACUGCCGACGGUGCUACAGUGUAUUCCACGUUUUCUUGAAAAGGUGGCGUGAAAACCUGCACAAAAUGGCGCAGUUUGGGUUUGAGAACGACAUCCACAGUAUCUUGAAGCUGGAUAUGCCCAUCACAAACGCUCCCAUGGCGAGGUGGCAGAGGAAGGCCAGCUCAUCUAACUCAUCCGCCUUGAACGGUUUGUCUCCUGGCAAAUCUGCUAAUGUGUCACAGAGCUCAUCGAAAACGCCGAGCAAAACUCCAGGCAAAAACAAAAAACAAACACCCUCAAAGAUGGGAGGCGACCGCUUCAUUCCCAUCAGAAACAGCAAACAAAUGGAUGUGGCGAGUUUCCUGCUCACAAAGGAGAACGAACCUGUCGAGACCAACACAACAGUAUCAUCAGAAAACCAGAAAGCCUGGUCUGUGUCACUAAAUGGAUACAACAUUGAAGAUGCAAAGAUUCUGCACCUUGGAGGGAAGCCGCUGAAUGCUCCUGAAGGCUAUCAAAACAACUUGAAAGUCCUCUACAGUCAGGCUAUAACUCCUGCAUCUGUCAAAAAGUCGAGAUACAUAUCUUCAACUCCUGACAGAAUCUUGGAUGCUCCUGAGCUUCGAAAUGAUUUUUAUUUGAACUUACUUGACUGGAGCAGUCAAAAUGUUCUUGCUGUGGCACUUCAUAACAAUGUUUACUUGUGGGAUGCCACUCAAGGAGACAUCACUCUUCUCAUGAAGCUGGACCGUGAGGAGGACUACAUCUGCUCACUGUCCUGGACCAAAGAGGGAAGCUACUUAGCUGUUGGCACCAGUGACUGCAAAGUACAGCUGUGGGAUGUCGAGAACCAGAAGCGGUUACGCAGCAUGGCCAGCCACACAUCCAGAGUUGGUAGCCUGAGCUGGAAUGACCAUGUUCUGUCCAGUGGCUCAAGAUCAGGACACAUCCACCAUCAUGAUGUGAGGGUGGCAGACCAUCACAUCUGCACUCUCAGUGGUCACUCACAGGAGGUGUGUGGGCUGCGGUGGUCUCCUGAUGGGCGAUACCUGGCCAGUGGAGGCAAUGACAACUUGGUGUGCGUAUGGCCCCGUGUGCAGGAGGGCGGCGCCAGCAACGGCAGCCAGUCGGUCCGUAGCUGGAGCGAACAUCAAGGAGCUGUCAAGGCUUUGGCUUGGUGUCCAUGGCAGCCGAAUAUCCUUGCAUCUGGAGGUGGUACCAGUGACCGUCACAUCCGCAUCUGGAAUGUAAACAGUGGCUCCUGCGUCAGUUCACUUGACACUCAGUCACAGAUCUCGUCACUGGUGUUUGCGCCCAAUUACAAGGAGCUGGUCUCUGCCCACGGAUAUGCUCACAAUAAUGUUGUCAUCUGGAAGUACCCCUCUCUCACCAAAGUUGCAGAGCUUAACGGCCACGAGGACAGAGUUCUCAGUUUGACUCUGAGCCCAGACAGCUCCACCGUUGCGACUGUUGCUGGAGAUGAGACCAUUCGUCUGUGGAAGAGCUUCGAAGUGGAUCCUGUUAAGAAGAAGGCCAAAGAAAGGAUGACCAAAUCAACUAGCAGUGUCAUUCAUCAGUCAAUCAGAUAAUUACUUUUUUUUUUUUUUUUUUUUUUUUUUUUGAUCUAUCCUGAAAUAAAUUCUGUGCAAAUGUUUUAUUUAAUCCACAAUAAAGAUUUCCACCCAAUGUUUUAGCCUUACCUGGCAACUAUACUUCUGAUGGGUGCAGUAUAUAGGCUGUUGGUCUUGAUUGUUUAUACAGUUCUAAUGUGGUAAAGUACAUGUGUCAAGUGUUGGCUUUUAAGCAGCACUGUUCAUUAUGUAUUUAUGACCUUCACUUGGCUUUUAUUGUAUCACAAGGAUGCAUUGUAUACAGUAGACUGGGUUAUUAAUAAAUGGUUUGUUUACCAUA